CUUCGAUGCGUUCGGUUGUGUCACUUAAAUCGCUAUCGUUGGGGCAAGUUCUGCGCCCGUUUUCUUAAUAUUGCACUGAAAGUCGUAACGCCUGCGCGUGUUUUAUGCAUUUUGAAACGGUUGCCAAUCGAGCUAAAUACAAAACACAAAUUGAUUAAAUUCACAUACUAAUAGAUAUGCAACAGGUGUAAAAGUGUGCACAGGUGUCUCAAAUCUUUCAACUCUUUUACAUUUGGAUUUACGCAAUAGCCAGCAGCUGCUAAGGAACUUUAAGGGCCUUCGAUAAUAGCUCAAUCAGCUCGGCUCAGGUCAGAUCAGAUCGAAUCUGAUCAGAUCACGUGUCGGCAACUGGAGUUCGUGUAAUUCGGUAGAAGUAGCCGAAAAGUUGUCGUGCAAACAAAUACUCGAAGCGCUACCUAAGAUCAAAAAGAAAAAAACCAAAAUAAAACCCGUCGAGAAGCCGAAAGCUGACAAAACAGUUGGCUCGUUGAUCGUGUUGGCAUUUAAUUUAGCUGGUUACGUGGCUGGGGGACUCGUGUGGCCGCCGAAAAGAAAGUCACGACACCAUCCAAAGCGGUUCAAAACAAGAUUUCCAAGAUUCUGCGCCGAAAGUCAAAGUUACAAGUUUACAUUUUGGCCCGGUUCAACGUUUUAUUAGUGUGUGUGUGUGCCUCGCGUGUGUUUGUGUGUGUGUGCCACUUUAGAAAGUGAAAAUCCAGUGCAGUCCCAGUCCCAGUCCCAGUCUGAAGCGCAUUCGGUCAGAGCUGCAGCUGAAAGUGAAUUUGCCUGCAAGCCCCACAUAUCUGUCCCAGUAGCUAUCGAGACAGCUACUUGGCCCAACUGUCAUCCAAAUAACAUUCGUCUCUCGAGCCGUAGCUCAAUUUGACUCCACGUUCCACAAUGGAGGCCGAAGAAAUAACAAAACUCGUUGAUGGUGUUUAUAGGAAUAUACUCGAUAGAUUCAAUCCGGGUGCCAGACAGCUAAUUGCAGCGGGCAAAAGUUACCUGAAGGCGUUGCACGGUGCCGCAACAGCCUCGCGUCUAUUCAAUGAAGCAUUGGCCAAGAUUGCGAUGAACGCGCAACAAAGCGGAACGGGCGAUAUUGGUUCAGCUUUGAUGAGCGUUGUAAAUGUUAACAAGGAGAUUCAGGAUCAGCAAAUGAAUAUUCUGAAAGCCUUCUACGUUGAUCUAUUGGUGCCAUUGGAGACAAAUUUGGAGAAGGACACAAAAGUGGUCCAGCAUGAGCAGAAGAAGUUCAUGCAGCAGCACAAAGUGCGCAUGGAGAGCUACCAGAAGGCCGUCUCAACCAUGAAGAAGCAACGCAAGAAAAAGGCCACGCCCGAGAACACGGAAAAGGAGCUGAGAAGUCUGCAAUUGUUGGAGGAUCAGAAGAAAAAACUCGAUAUAUUUUGUGAUCAGAGCUAUAAGAAUGCCAUGACACAGGAGCGUCGUCGCUAUGGUUUCGUCUUGGAACGCCAGUGCUCGAUCGCCAAGCACUGGAUGGCCUACCACACCACCGGCAAAACAGUAAUUGAUAAUAAUUUCGAAAAUUGGCAAGAAAUUGCCGCUUCCCGUGAGAUAAUACCGCCGGCCGCAUACGAGAGCGGCUACAGCAGCAGCAACAGCAACACAAGGCGCCUGGAGCGCAUCAAAGACGCUGAUGAUGAGCAGUUGCAGAGCCAAGGCCUGGGCGCUCAGCUUAAGAAAUCGCGCAGCAUCGAUGCCCCCUAUGGAGAUAUGCGCACUCUGCACGAGCGUGAAGGCCACUCGGCAUCAGCGUUAUAUGGACAGAAUUCCUUGCCGCGUGCCAAAUCCGACUUCAAUUUGGCGCUGGUUGGAGCUGGACCCAUGACAGGCAGCAAACACAAAAUAAUUGAGGAGCAACUGCCGCUUGCUGAGGUGGAGCGCGGAGAUCAGCGUCCACUGGUCAAGGCAUUGUACGCCUAUAUGCCUUCAGGUGAGAAUCAGCUGUCCUUUGAGGAGGGCGAUCGCAUUGCGCUGGUGGGCGGCAAGGCCAAGGGCUGGCAGUUUGGUGAGAAUCUGCGCACGCAGCAUUUCGGUUGGUUCCCCGUGGCCUACACCAAUGCAGAGAGCCUGGAACCGGCGCCUACUAGCGGCCGACGCUAUGAGAACAUGCACAUGAGCUACGGUAGCAGCGGUCUGCGCAGUUACCAUGAGCAGCAACAGCAACAGCAGCAGCAAUACGAGGCGCAGCUGGAGCUGAUGGACAACGAUGCUACGUACAGACGCCGCCGCAAUCACAGCGCCGAGGAAUCCUCGCCCACGCGCAUGUUCGGCGACACCAUCAAGCAGCAAAAGAAGUACCGCUCCGGCUCGGCAGCCAAUCCGCGCCCUGGUCCACCGCCCACGCUGCCCGCUCCAGUCCCGAAUGGCCAGAGUCAGAGUGCUCGCAUGCUGAACAGUUCGCAGAGCUUCUGCGCUACCAACGGCGUGCCAGCUGCCGUGGAGCGUCGCAAGCAGAAGCUGCUAAAUGGCGCACAGAGCUCCAUGAGCCAGCCGUCCACGAAGUCCGCUGCGGCAGCUAAGACUUCGCUGCACAGCAGCAAUGACAGCGGCUUUGCCAACGAGCCGCCGCCACAACCCGAGGUGGAUUACUCCGACGAGGAGCCGGCCACGCAGCGCGUGCCCAUACGGCGACGCGCGGACACCAAUACCCACACGGUGCCCAGGGACGUGGCUUCGUGGACGCUGAAUCGUAAUUUCCGCAACAGCGUGGAUAGCCAGAUCGAUGACAAGAGUUUGAAUCGGCUGAGUCGCCAGAGUGGCGGUGGCGUUGGUGGUAAAAUGCGUUACGAUUUGAUUGCCUCGGACGAUGAGAUUCUGCAGGCCUCCAGUGCUGGCUUGAAGCGCACCAAGUCCUUCUGGAAGUUUGGCGGUGGACGCAGUGAGGACAUUCUAGCUGGCAUGUCGCUCUGGCAGCAUCGCGAUCUGGUCGCAGCACCCAAUAUGGAAGACAUGCGUGAUGAGGUACGUUCCGAAGAGGAUCGGGAGCGUCACAGUCAUAGCAACAGCAACAGUAACAGCAACAGCAAUGGCAAUGGCACGCUUACCAAGUCGCAAAACUCCAGCUCGUCGCAGGAGAAACGUGGCCGCAAGGACAGCAUCACCAGCACAGAGCUCUAUGGCGAUGAUGACGAGAACAUUUAUGGAGUGAGUCCGGCUAUGCCACCACAAAAACAACAACAACAACAGCAACAGGCACAGCAGCAGCAUCAGCAGAGAAGCAGUGGCUACACGCCCAAGUCACGCAUGAAGAUCAUGAAGACGAUUGAGAUUGAUAUAGAGGAGCCCUCGGAGAACGAGCGUUUGAGCACCAUGCGUCGUAGCCAGCACCAGCAGCAACAGCAGUCAGAUUAUAGCCAUGGACAUCGCAAGCUAGAGAAACAGGGCUCUGGCUCGGCCUCAUUGGCCUCCUCCACGCCGCAGCACAAAACCCAAACGCUCAGCCGUUCCAAGCCAUCGCAGCAGCAGCAACAGCAACAGUUCCCACACUCCACAGAUGAGGGCGACAGCGAUGAUCAUGGCACGUUGAAGAUGAGCGACGUCAAUAACUUUUUCGAUGACAUGCAGCACGACGUAGGCGGCAAUUCAGGCAGCGGAGGAGGCGUUGGCAGUCACGGCCUGGUCAUGAAGACGCUCAAGCGCAAGGACAUACUCAAGCAGUACUACACCAGCGAGGAUGAGUCUGAGGCAGAGCUGAAGUCCACCAGCUCCGAUCCCUAUGACUGCAUCGUGAUCAAUGAUCAUCUGGUGCGCAAGGACGACAAGCUGAGACGCCAGCAUCAUCAUCAGCAACAGCAGCAGCAGCAACAAAUGGAGUUCCACACAUUUCGCUCAUCCACAUCCACAUUGGCGACCAAUACGCUGAAGAAGUCCAGCUCCAAGGAGCAGGACAGCACGCUGACUCGCAACACCACAGCUAAUGGAGCCGGUGCACCAACUGCCACAAUUCUGCCACGCACGCGCCUGCUCAAAUCAUCCUCCAGCAAUAACAACAAUAACAACAACAACAACAGCCACAACAUCAACAACAUCAAUAACAACAUCAACAGCAGCGCGACACUGGAGCGUAAUUUGAAAGCGCAUGUGGGCAAUAAGAGCUACGGUCCGUGGUACGAUUUCUGGGAUCAGGAGCAGCACGGCAUAACCAGUCAGAAGUCUGCAAGCGCCAAGCUGAAAUAGUUACCAGGGGAAUGGGAUAGGGGCAACAAAUAGCGGGCAAUGUAAGGAGUUUGUAGUUUCGCCGUUUUCUUACCAGAGAAGAAAAUGCGCCGAGCGUGACGGCGAUUGAAGAGAGCAUGUGAAGUCACUAACAAAGUUUCAAGCCACAGAGAAGCAUUAGAAACAAAGUCAACUCUGAAUAUAUUAUAUUCUAUUGUGGAACUCAAAUUAUUAAUCUGAUCAAAGGUGCCUUUAACAAAUUUCAAAAUUCAAAAUUCAAAAUUCCAAGUGCUUCCAAAUAUCUUUUAUAUCACGAUAAGUUGAACUAUGCUCCAAACAUCAAACGCCGACUGCUUACUACUCUUUAAAAGUUCACAGCGUGUGAGCAAUUCCAUUUUUUGGUGCCUUGCAUAACGCACAGUUUUAAGCUAAACAUAAACACAUAAACCAUAUAUACUUAAAUAUACUAUAUAUACCUAUAUAUAUCUUAUUUUUUUGCUUUAGUCAUAAGCUCUUGCAUCAUGUUACAUUCUUUUAGCACACCCCAGAAGUGAAAGGAAUAUAUAAUAAAUAUAUUUUGUAUAUUUGCAGCAGACGCGGUAUUUAUCGCAACUAUUCCAUGGGCUACUGAAAGCCAAGCACAAAUUAUAAUCCCGUAGAUGGUAUUCCACCAUAACAAACAGUCCACACAAUACCCACACUGUACAAGCUGUUUAGUAGCCCUGUCUCCAAAUCUCUGUGUCCCUUAUGUAUAUGUUGUAUAAAGAAGUCUAUACGCCUCUCAGUUUGCCACCAUCAAGUUGCGCCACACGAAGACUAACGAUCGAUCUGCUCCGAUGAUAUACCGCAGCGUCAAC
Messenger RNA from Drosophila hydei, 5039 nucleotides. It is a transcript of the gene IRSp53, whose product is annotated as brain-specific angiogenesis inhibitor 1-associated protein 2. The record is from RefSeq and is a predicted model, not a curated record. Gene Ontology annotation, cellular component: cytosol; nucleoplasm. The transcript has 13 exons. Gene Ontology annotation, molecular function: protein binding. Lineage: Eukaryota; Metazoa; Arthropoda; Insecta; Diptera; Drosophilidae. Gene Ontology annotation, biological process: plasma membrane organization; actin filament bundle assembly; actin crosslink formation. Bases 901 to 4203 code for a protein of 1100 amino acids.